AUGUCUUCACUCUUACCCGGUCACCUUCUCCUCCUUGUAGCAGAGCAUGCAGACUUUGCCCAGAUACAGGCUCUCCGAGCAACCUGCAAGAGCAACCGGGCCCUGCUGGACAGCUACCAGCACACCGUAACAAGGCUCAACGCCGCCCGCUACCCCUGCGCACCAUGUAACCACAUCCUCGCCUCCGACACCCGCGAGCGAGAGGUGCUGCCAAAAGACACCUUUGAUACCAUCCGAGAGCUAGAGACUCGGCACCGGCACAUUGAGGAGAUUAUCCACGGCGCAUACCUAGCCUUCUGGGAAGAGUACGGGCUCCAGGAUGCGACAAAAGCAGACACGAUCCGCUCAAAUCUAAAGAGAGCACUCUGGCAAUGCUCGACAAUCGCCGACUUGGAGACACACUCAAUACGGUACAGGGACGACAUCAUACCCCGCCGCGACCCCUGCGUCAAGUCUCUGAUCCAUCAAGAGAUCAUCCUCCACGACGCCCCGCCCCCCGACGGCUGGCACCUGGCCCUCAGGGAAGUCCACGAGUCCAACCGCCAGGACGUGCGGUUCCGCCAAAUCGCCCACGUCCGCGGCCUCCCCGUCGACGAGCUCGCGGGCAUAGUAGUCCUCGCGCACCUCGCUAGUCAAGGGUACCGAAGAGACAGGGCGCCCACGACCAACGGGCUAGGCCGGCCCGAGAUUAUCGAGAUGGGCGUCUGCAUGGCGGAGAACACGAUCCGGCACGGCGUGUUUUUCUUGUAUAGUAAAGUAGCGGGCGACGAGGACGGGCGGCACCACGCGAGGUUGCUGUUGGACGAUACCUUUGACGAGAUGCGAAGGUGGGAGGCCGGGGAUCCUAGUGUGCUUCCUGGGUUGACGAUGAGCGUUGCGUCUACGUUUUGUGAGAUGGUGGGUUGUGAGCAUCGGGAUAUGUUGGAUGCUGCGUGUACGUUGUUGAGGGGGGAUGUGUGGCGUCCGGCGGAGGAGGGGGAGGACGAGGUUGAGGCUGAGGGUGAGAGGGAGAAGCCUUCUGGGGAGGAGGUUGAGCAGGAUGGUGGAAGAAGGCUGUGGAAAUGA
Molecule: messenger RNA, 1065 nt
Organism: Colletotrichum phormii
Lineage: Eukaryota; Fungi; Ascomycota; Sordariomycetes; Glomerellales; Glomerellaceae
Exons: 2
Coding region: 1-1065 (354 amino acids)
Source: RefSeq, a predicted model, not a curated record